Messenger RNA from Menidia menidia (Atlantic silverside), 459 nucleotides. NCBI's taxonomy places the organism in Eukaryota, Metazoa, Chordata, Actinopteri, Atheriniformes, Atherinopsidae. The record is from the annotation of a GenBank genome assembly.
CUGUCCUCCAUCUCUGCCCUCACCGCCUCCCUCAACCUGCUGGUCAUCAUCUCCAUCUCACACUUCAGGCAGCUCCACACUCCCACCAACCUCCUCCUCCUCUCUCUGGCUGUCUCAGACUUCUUAGUGGGCUUCCUGUGGUUUUUCCAGGUCCUGAUGGUGGACGGCUGCUGGUAUCUGGGUGAACUGGUGUGCUCUCUGUUUUGUGUUUUGGACAUAGUUCUUACCUCGGUGUCAGUAGGGAACAUGGUGCUGAUAUCAGCGGACCGUUACCUGUCUAUCUGCGAUCCCCUGCGUUAUCCCUCCAAAGUGACUGUUCGGGCCAUGCGCUCUCACACCACAGCGGCCUCACAGCAGCAUUCAGGGAAAAUAACCAUUAAGAAAUCUGAGCUGAAGGCCGCCGGGACUCUGGGGGUUGCCAGUGGCAGUUUCACCCUGAUGUACUCCAAACAGCCGUAA